Halichondria panicea is the source of this 1461-nucleotide messenger RNA. Its product is annotated as glycosyltransferase 25 family member-like. Gene Ontology annotation, molecular function: procollagen galactosyltransferase activity. The coding region runs from base 914 to 1417 and encodes 167 amino acids. The transcript is spliced from 4 exons. The record is from RefSeq and is a predicted model, not a curated record. Lineage: Eukaryota; Metazoa; Porifera; Demospongiae; Suberitida; Halichondriidae.
GUUAAGAAAAAGUAAGGCCUGGUUUGGGAAAUCGCGUGAUCCACAAGGAUUUUUAUGAACGUGGGCGAUAUGUAGCCCACAAUCGUGACGUAAGGUAUUCUCCCACGCAUUCAGAGUAAGACUGUACUGUACUGCACUGCACUGAGACAACCACCAAGCUGUGCUGCAAGUCAGAUCAGAGAACCAGCGUGGCCAGCUCUGGUGGCAGUAGCUACCUGCUAUAUGAUAAUGAUGACUAAGCUAUUCUACACAAGAAAAGGUAAUAGUGAUAGAAUCUAAACACACAAUCUAGACUAGUAGAUCAUCUAGCUAAGCCUAAGGUAUAGCUAGCUAUAGUGCUUGCAAACUUCCAGUUCCAAGUCCAUGUCCAGCUUGCUGCAGGCAAAGUUUUAUUAGUCGUAGACCUCUGCGUGGGCAGUCCAACAUCUCUAGCUCAGUAUGCCCACGCUCAUUUUCACCCUUCUACCACCCUUCUACCCUCACGCGACUUCCCGAUACAGGCUCUCCUUUUUCCUAACUUUACGUCUAUUUCUUUCUUUAUUCCUCCAAUUAAUACCGUAUUUUAUCUCAUUGAACGAAUAAUACAGUAUUUUAUCUUAUUGAACGAUUGUGAUAAAGAACAGAAAAAGGAGAGCCUGUGUAGAGGCUAGUUAGCAAUAACAUCCUUCUCUUGUCAAGAUAAAGAAGUACAGUUCUCCAUCAAAGAAGCGAGGCUGCCACACAGACUCUGAGAGCGUAGAUUAAGGAAGGAGUAAGGCUCCAGAAGCAGUGAAAUAAUUACCAGUCAGAAAUAUCCAUCAAAUUCCCAGCUCCACGGAUCAUCUAUGAAUAGUCUCUCGAUACACUGGAUUGCACUUGCUGUGCAUUUGCUGUGUGCAUAGCUCUCCUAGUGACUGCCAUACCGUCUGUAUACAUGUUGGACAAUGGAGACUCCUCGUUAGAAGCAGCUGAAGAUCUGCCGAGUGUCUUCCUUGCUAUUCUGGCUAGAAAUUCAGCUCACAUGCUACCCAACUUUCUCGGUUAUCUGGAGAACUUGGACUAUCCUAAAGACAGGAUUUCAUUGUGGAUCAGAACAGACCAUAACGGUGACAACACCACGGCAAUACUUGCUGAGUGGGCAGAAAACGUUAAGCUCUUGUACAAAUCGGUGGACUUGAAGUCAUCAGACGAGUGGCUGUAUCCGAACCUUGACCCCUUCGAGGAGCAUGACGAGAGGUUCGUCCAUGUUGCCCAGCUGAGACAGAAAGGUCUGGAGGCGGCCAGGCGUUCAGGGGCAGACUACCUCUUUCGGCUAGACUGUGACAACUUUCUGGUGAACAACAGGACACUACGGAUUCUGAUGGAUCAGCAAAGAUCUGCCUAUGCACAUUCUGAACACCGAGGUGUUUGGGUUCAUGGUCAAACCAGAGGACUAUGAGAGCCUGGACCACGCUGCCUCCUCUUUCAGCUGGACAACCUUGG